AUGUCUCCCCCAGCUGCCAUCUUCGAGCCCACUGUGGUCCCUACCGGCAUCAAGGCCAACGUCGGGGUCCCUCAGACCGCUCCUGUUACUGGAUCCUCUCAGACCCAGCUGCUCGACCGCUUUGCGGGCAAGUGGGAUGAUUUCAAGUUUGCUCCCAUUCGCGAGAGCCAGGUCUCGCGUGCCAUGACUAGACGGUACUUUCAGGACCUGGACAAGUAUGCCGAGAGUGACGUUGUCAUUGUCGGUGCCGGUUCCUGCGGUCUGAGCACGGCCUAUGUCCUGGCCAAGGCCCGUCCGGACCUGAAGAUUGCCAUUGUCGAGGCUAACGUCUCCCCUGGUGGUGGUGCCUGGCUGGGUGGUCAGCUCUUCUCCGCCAUGAUCAUGCGUCGGCCCGCGGAGGUGUUUCUGAACGAAUUGGGCGUGCCCUACGAGGAAGACGCCAACCCCAACUAUGUUGUGGUCAAGCACGCCUCCCUCUUCACCUCGACCUUGUUGUCCAAGGUUCUCUCCUUCCCCAACGUCAAACUCUUCAACGCCACCAGCGUGGAGGACCUGAUCACUCGUCCGACUGCCGACGGCAAAACUCAGAUUGCCGGUGUGGUCGUGAACUGGACCCUAGUUACUCUCCACCACGACGACCAGUCGUGCAUGGACCCCAACACCAUCAACGCCCCGGUCAUUAUCAGUACUACCGGCCACGACGGCCCAUUCGGUGCCUUCUCGGCCAAGCGACUGGUGUCGAUGGCCACUGUCGACAAGUUGGGUGGCAUGCGCGGUUUGGACAUGAACUCGGCCGAGGAUGCCAUUGUCAAGAACACCCGUGAGGUCACCAAGGGACUGAUCAUCGGCGGUAUGGAGCUGUCUGAAAUUGACGGCUUCAACCGCAUGGGACCUACCUUUGGUGCCAUGGUGCUCAGCGGUGUCAAGGCGGCUGAAGAGGCGCUGCAGAUCUUUGACGAGCGCCAGCGCGAGUGUGCCAAGUAA
Molecule: messenger RNA, 984 nt
Organism: Aspergillus sclerotioniger CBS 115572
Lineage: Eukaryota; Fungi; Ascomycota; Eurotiomycetes; Eurotiales; Aspergillaceae
Gene: thiA
Product: thiamine thiazole synthase
Exons: 2
Coding region: 1-984 (327 amino acids)
Biological process (GO): thiamine biosynthetic process
Source: RefSeq, a predicted model, not a curated record